Messenger RNA from Erythranthe guttata (spotted monkey flower), 517 nucleotides. The record is from RefSeq and is a predicted model, not a curated record. Lineage: Eukaryota; Viridiplantae; Streptophyta; Magnoliopsida; Lamiales; Phrymaceae.
AAUAAUAUAUAUAAUAUACAAUGAAGAUCUCGAAAAUGAGUUGUCUUAUGAUAGUAUGCAUAACCUUAUUUUGUGCUAACGUUACCGCAAAGGUAUACACGGAAUGCCGAGGGGAUGUCGAUGCUCUUGCCAGACAAUGUUACAGAUAUUUUGAAGAUUCGAGUUCGAAAGAAAAUCCGUCUCAAGAAUGUUGCAAAGUUAUCCAAGGUCUCGAUGUACCAUGCGUGUGCCCGUAUUUCCCUAAAAUUUUUCAGAGACUUCUUAGUAUCAAGAAAGCUCUCGCUGCUUUACAAUUUUGUGGCAACCCCCUCGCACCUGGAACUAAAUGUAGUGACAAUACAAUUCCACCAAGGACGGGUAAAGAUCGCCGUUGAUGAAAGAACUGAGUUAUGGUGAUCGAUCGUAUUUAAUAAAUUAUUAUAAAUGAUCGUAUUUUCACUUUAUGAUUUUUGAUGAGAUGUAUGCAAAUUGCAAGCCAAGUAUUAUAUCUUACAAAUAUUUGAGUCUCUGAAUUAAU